Lotus japonicus is the source of this 2564-nucleotide messenger RNA. RefSeq names its product GTP cyclohydrolase 1-like. Gene Ontology annotation, biological process: tetrahydrobiopterin biosynthetic process; tetrahydrofolate biosynthetic process. NCBI's taxonomy places the organism in Eukaryota, Viridiplantae, Streptophyta, Magnoliopsida, Fabales, Fabaceae. The coding region runs from base 571 to 1986 and encodes 471 amino acids. Gene Ontology annotation, molecular function: GTP binding; zinc ion binding; GTP cyclohydrolase I activity. The transcript has 2 exons. The record is from RefSeq and is a predicted model, not a curated record. Gene Ontology annotation, cellular component: cytoplasm.
AUAGCAUCAUGAAUCUUCAUCUUUUCUUUUGGUUGCACCGCCUCCAUAUAUAUAUACCAAUCAACCAUUGCGCAAAAAACUCACACCAACCUUUCUUCUCUUGGUUUCGUUGAUUGGUGGGUCCUCCUUUUGCAUUCUGAUUAGAUUUUGUUACACUCAAAUCUCAGAACCGAGGAUCCACACAUUCUAAGAUCAACGUUAACCUCACGAAUCCACACAUUAUCGUUUGUUCUUGUCGGUAUUCUAUAUUUCUCUCAUUUUUUCAUUGCCAACACCAGAUCUGUGAGAGCCUUUUGCAUCCUCCAUUUUCAUGGUUUUGAUGCUUAUUGGUUUUUUGUGAUUUGUGUGUUUUCUCUAUCUUUUUGGAUUCGUUUUGGCUUGUUCUGAGAAUUUGGGUCGUUAUUCUGUUAGACCCUUUAUUUGUUUUUGCCUUUGUUGUUGGAAAGUUGGGUACUUGAGCAAUUCUGGGGUUUCAAAGUUUUGUGGGUAGGUUGGUGUUUUUUUUGCUUUGUUUUGUGUGAUUGUUUAUUGGGGUGGUGAUAGUUUUGUUGUGGGAUUUGUUAUCAAUCAAUGGGCUGUUUUGAUGAGGGGCAGCAUUUCAAUGGUGAACUUGAAAAUGGAGUGAGUGUUGGAUGUGGUGGUGAGGAAGAGGCAGAUAAAGCUGCCAUUGAGGAUGCUGUGAAGGUCCUCUUGUUGGGUCUUGGAGAAGAUAUCAACAGGGAAGGUAUUAGAAAGACACCACUUCGUGUUGCCAAGGCUCUCCGUGAAGGAACCAGAGGUUACAGACAAAAAGUGAAGGACAUAGUUGAAGGUGCUUUAUUCCCUGAAGCUGGUCUAGAAAAUAAUAAAAUUGGUCAUGCAGGGGGAGCAGGUGGACUUGUGAUUGUUCGAGAUCUUGACCUUUAUUCCUACUGUGAGUCAUGCUUGCUUCCAUUCCAGAUAAAAUGCCAUGUGGGUUAUGUUCCUUCUGGCCAAAGAGUUGUCGGCUUAAGCAAGCUUUCUCGAGUGGCUGAUGUAUUUGCGAAACGACUCCAAGAGCCGCAGCGUCUCGCAGAUGAGGUGUGUUCCGCUCUGCAACAGGGAAUAAAGCCAGCAGGCGUUGCUGUUAUACUUCAGUGUACACAUAUCCACUUCCCAGAUAUAGAAUCAAUCUUUCUUGAAUCAAACCAGAAAGGUGUGAUGAUACUUGUUUCGUCCGGUUCUGGGGUUUUCGAAAACAAAAAUGCAGAUUCAUGGGCAGAUUUCUUCUUCCUUCUUAAAUCUAGAGGCAUUGACAUGGACCAAAUUCACCAUAGAGGAACGCCUGACCAAUACUGGUGUCCGUCUUUGUCUUUGUCUUCUCUUUCUGCUAAAGUUUCCUCCAAAAUUGGACCAGUCAAUCCUGCAAUGGUCAAUGCAGUAUCUUCAAUCCUUAAAUCUUUGGGAGAAGAUCCAACAAGGAAGGAGCUUGCAGGGACUCCUAGUCGUUUCGUGAAAUGGCUGUCGACCUUCCAAAGCAUUGACAUGGAUGUCAAGCUUAAUGGUUCCCUUUGUGGUGGUGGUGUGAUAGAUUCUGUGAACUCCAAUGGAGAGGUAAAGUUGAGUGAAAAACAGAUAUACUCUGAGGUGAACCUGCCAUUUUGGUCACAGUGUGAGCAUCACAUACUUCCAUUUCAUGGUGUUGUUCACAUAGGAUACUUCCUUUCAGAAGGUUUCAAUCCUAUUGGGAAAUCACUUUUACAGUCAAUAGUGCAUUUUUAUGGUUUCAAGCUCCAAGUGCAGGAAAGGCUUACAAGGCAGAUAGCAGAAACCCUUUCGCCACUGUUAGGUGGAAAUGUAAUAGUAGUUGUAGAGGCAAGCCAUACAUGUAUGAUCUCUAGGGGAAUUGAAAAGUUUGGCAGCAGUACAGCCACCAUUGCUGUGUUGGGACGCUUUUUGUCCGACAAUGCUGCCAGGGCUGCUUUCUUGCAGAGGAUUGCAAGUGCUACAUCUUCUGGAGAGCAGUGAUUCUUGUUGAAGCCCACUUGAAAUGAUUUAGCAGUAAUUCCAUUCAUUCUCUGCAUUUUUGAAGGUUUUACUACCAGCAGUGCAGCAUCCUAGACAUUGAUAAGUUCAGAAGACAUCCUUUGAUGAAUAAUUUCAGCACAUUUCAAUGUCAACCAAAUUUUGUUCUGGUGGCACAAGCUUACACUCUGAAAUUGUCUAUUGAUUGAUCAUUAGAUCUUCAUAUUUUGUCUUCUUGCUUUUAUAGCAUGUCUGAAUCAGCUUCUCUUCACUCAUAAUCAAUUAUGUCACUCAGAAUCCACUUAUAGAAGCUUUUUCCCAUAAUUUAUUUUGGCUUUGGAAUCUGUUGAAGAAGGAUUUCCAGAUCACAUGACUUUUGUCAUGGGGCACAAGCUUACACCCUGUAAUAUUCUGAUCAUUGAUGGUCAGAUCUUCAUAUUUUGUCUUGUUGUCUUUUAUUUGAUCACAUGAUAUGAAUCCCCUAAGUUUAAAAUUCAAGGGGUGUGUCACUUAGUCUAGAUUUACAUGUUGGCAAUCUUUGGAUCUCCCUUAAUGUCAUUGAUAUUCGUUGACUCAGGAAA